AUGUCUCGCAAAGCCCUCGAGCUACAGCUCGCCGACGCCCGCACUCAGCUCAUUGAAGCUCAGCGCGAGCUCGAGCUCUCCACCUUCCUCAACAAAGGCGUCCUCCAGUCUAAUUCGGAGUUCAAGCUUCGUAUUGCCGAGCUAGAGCAGGAGAACUCGGUGCUGCGGGUCGCAGAGUCGCGUCUAGCACGGACGGAAGACAAGGCGGAGCUGGCGGAAAGGCGGGCCAAGGAGGUUUUUGAAGAGAUGAGGGACAAGGAGGCAGAGUGGGAGAGUGCGGUACGGGCGGAGGUGGAAGUAAGAGAGGGAUUGGAAGUGGAAUUAGAGUCGCUGAGGGAAGAAGUGAGGGGAUGGAGGGAGGUAGGGGAGCGGAUAGGCGGAUUGAUGGCGAGGUCGAGCACCAGGGGGGAGAGGAGCGUCCGAAGGACUAAUGCUGUUGCUGGGCCAAGCAGGCAGUCCCAAGCUACUCGAGCGACCCCUCUUACUCCUUCAUCGAGCAAAGCGUUGUCCAGAUUCGAGGCGUCGGCACAGCGCAGACCACCGUCCCCGACAGUGUUGAUCCAGUCCACCCGAAUAUCGAAGCGGAGAAGACGCAUAGAGGAUAGCGGGAGUGCAACCGAAGAGGACAACGCGGACACUUACGCUCCUUCAUCGCCAGCAGCCGACCGUACUCCUCUGAGACCAACAAGACCUGCGGCCGUCCGAAACACUCGGGCCAACUCAGCCAGCACGAAGAAGCGCGACAGUCAACCUGCCGUCAAGCGAGCUGAUACGGGCCGAACCAGGCGGUCUUCUCCCGCGCCGCCUGUGAAUGAGGUCAAGGUGGAGGAAAGGUCGCCGGACAGGGAGUCCGAAGAGAGUGAAGAUGAUCCGUUGUAUAUGGAAUAG
Messenger RNA from Dioszegia hungarica, 888 nucleotides. RefSeq lists its product as uncharacterized. The record is from RefSeq and is a predicted model, not a curated record. Bases 1 to 888 code for a protein of 295 amino acids. NCBI's taxonomy places the organism in Eukaryota, Fungi, Basidiomycota, Tremellomycetes, Tremellales, Bulleribasidiaceae. The transcript is spliced from 4 exons.